AAUGCUAAAGCAACAAAACAUUAUGGAUUUACUGCUUUUAUGCCGACGGAACGUUAUGCGGUGGAGUACAAUAUGAAUCAUAGGAACCGCGGUCAGGCUCUCAUUUUCAAUCAUGAACAUUUCGACAUACCAAAUCUGAAAUCUCGUGCUGGCACAAAUGUGGAUUGCGACAAUUUGCGUGAAGCUUUGGAAUAUUUGGAUUUUGAUGUAUUAGUUUAUAAGGACUGCAAACUUAAUAAUAUAUUCCACUACAUUGAUAAAGCUGCCUCAAUGGAUCAUACAGAUAAUGAUUGUAUACUGAUUGCUAUCAUGUCACACGGUGAGAUGGGCUAUAUCUAUGCUAAAGACGCACAGUACAAAUUAGACUCUAUUUCCCAUUACUUUACCGCACAGAAUUGUGCUACUUUGGCUGGUAAACCAAAGAUAUUUUUAAUACAAGCUUGCCAAGGUGAUCGUUUGGAUGCUGGUGUUAUGCUUCGCAAGACUGAAACAGAUAGUGCAUCAGGUGGAAUGGACUAUAAAAUUCCUCUACAUGCCGAUUAUCUAUUUGCCUUCUCAACCAUACCAGGUUUCUAUUCGUGGCGUAAUACCACAAACGGUUCAUGGUUCAUGCAAUCCCUGGUAAAGGAAAUCAAGGAGAAUGGUAAAAAGCUGGACAUGUUAACAUUACUGACAUUCGUAAAUCAGCGUGUGGCUGUUGACUUUGAGUCGUGUGUGCCGGACAGUCCCAUAAUGCACCAACAGAAGCAAAUCCCCUGCGUCACAACCAUGUUAACGCGCAUAUUGCGUUUUUCAGACAAAAAAUAGUUAAAGAGUACUUAACUUAAAUUUUAGUAAUUAAAGCAGUUUAGAUAAAAAAAAAACAAAAAAU
Messenger RNA from Teleopsis dalmanni, 871 nucleotides. RefSeq names its product caspase-like. The record is from RefSeq and is a predicted model, not a curated record. The coding region runs from base 40 to 807 and encodes 255 amino acids. The transcript is spliced from 3 exons. Gene Ontology annotation, molecular function: cysteine-type endopeptidase activity. Gene Ontology annotation, biological process: proteolysis. Lineage: Eukaryota; Metazoa; Arthropoda; Insecta; Diptera; Diopsidae.